AUGCAAAGCACUGAUUUUCUCCUGGAUUUUGUAGAUGAAAAGAUAUAUGUCCAAACAAUUACGUUCGGAAAUUCUAUUUAUAUCUUCAUUGGCCCAAAUGCUAAAAAUUUUUCAGAUCUUUCAUUUUCAAUGCCAUCAAAUUCGGUUACACACUUGAUUGGAGACACUCCUUCUGAUGAGUUAGCAGUAUUUUUGACACAAAUUUUAAAGCAACCCGUUCUUUUAUCCUAUAAUUACCAACUUGAAUCAGAAAAUGACCUUAAAAGAUUUGAAUUCGUCAAAAUAAAGCUGAGGAAGCAUUAUCUUGGUAAAUAA
Molecule: messenger RNA, 315 nt
Organism: Trichomonas vaginalis G3
Lineage: Eukaryota; Parabasalia; Trichomonadida; Trichomonadidae
Exons: 1
Coding region: 1-315 (104 amino acids)
Biological process (GO): proteasome assembly
Source: RefSeq, a predicted model, not a curated record